Episyrphus balteatus (marmalade hoverfly) is the source of this 1642-nucleotide messenger RNA. Its product is annotated as facilitated trehalose transporter Tret1-like. The coding region runs from base 278 to 1642 and encodes 454 amino acids. Gene Ontology annotation, cellular component: membrane. Gene Ontology annotation, biological process: transmembrane transport; carbohydrate transport. NCBI's taxonomy places the organism in Eukaryota, Metazoa, Arthropoda, Insecta, Diptera, Syrphidae. Gene Ontology annotation, molecular function: sugar transmembrane transporter activity. The transcript has 5 exons. The record is from RefSeq and is a predicted model, not a curated record.
UAAGUAAAGAGAUAGUAAAAAUUCAAUGUUAUUUCGAUAAAUGCUUUGCAAAAGUAAAUUCAUAUCAAAGAAACAACGCACCGUCUUGAAUCAACAUCGCUUAAUUUAGAAUUAUUUUGUUGACGUUAUUCAAUAAAGUGUGUUAAUUUUAAAGUAAAUUUAAUGGCAAAUUGUAGGAAUGUUUUCCAAUAAUAAUAAUAAUAAUAACAUUUGUUUUGUUCAUGAACAAAAAGUGUUUUAAUUAGAAGAAUUUUUAAGAUCUGUUUUAGUUAACAAAAUGGACCCAGUUAAAGAGUAUCGUGUUUUUUUAGUUAGUGUUAUUGCAAAUUUAGCAUAUUUUUCACUUGGAACAUGUAUAGGAUGGACGUCACCAAUCAUUCCAAAACUUCGAGAUCAUACUGCAGAUAGUCCAUUAUCUAAAAGCAUUGGUCAAGUUGAAGAAGGAUGGAUAAGCUCGUUUAUUGCUAUUGGAGCAUUGAUUGGUUGCCCUAUUGCUGGACCAUUAUCUGCUAGAAUUGGAAGAAAAUGGAGUUUGCUUUCGAGUGCAUUAUUUUUUACAGCUGCAUUUGCUUUUCUCCUAAUUGCCAAUAACAUUUGGUUCAUUUAUGCUGCAAGAAUUCUUCAGGGUGUAGGAGUAGGACUUGUCUGUACAACUAUGCCAACGUAUAUUGGUGAAAUAGCAACAAGUAAGACUCGGGGUCCAGCUGGUUCUCUGCUGACAGUUUUUAUGGUCUUAGGAAUUCUCUAUGUCUACAGUAUCGGUCCAUUUGUAGCCUACAUGACUUUGCAGUGGUGUUGCUUAGCAAUUCCCAUUUUGUUUUUUGUAACUUUUUCCUGCAUGCCAGAAACACCAUAUUUCUACGCCAUGAAGGGACUCAAACGUGAAGGUAUCAAAUCACUGCAAUUCCUUCGGGGACAAAACGCCAAAACAGUGGAAGAAGAAAUGGAUCAAAUUCAAAUAGGAGUUGACGCUGAUAUGUGUAAUACAGGAACUGUCAAAGAUAUAUUCACCAAUCGUGGAUACAGAAAAGCCUUCAUAAUAGUUUGUGGUCUUCUAACUUUCCAACAGCUGAGUGGUACCAGUGCAGUUACAUUCAACAGUCAAUCGAUUUUUACCAGCGCCAAGUCAACUUUGGAUCCUGCCAUAGCUACUAUCAUAAUUGGACUCGUUCAACUUGUAGCCAAUCUUGUGACACCAUUUAUCGUUGAACGUGCCGGUCGUAAGCUGAUUCUUAUGAUCUCCGCUCUCGGGAUGUGUUUGGCCUUAUCAGCACUUGGAACAUUCUUCUAUAUUCAAGCUUUUGGUGAUGCAUCUGCAAUUCUAUGGAUUCCAAUACCUGCAUUGAUAUUUUUCAAUGCACUUUAUUCUGUCGGAUUUGGUCCUGUUCCUUGGGUGGUAAUGGGAGAAAUUCUUCCAUCAAAUAUUAAAUCAUCAGUUUCAUCGAUUUCGACGACAGUAAAUUGGUUGGUGACUUUUGUUGUAACUCGAUGGUAUCCAGAACUUAAUGCCUUAGGUUCAUAUUAUGCAUUUUGGUUAUUCGGAGGAUUGUGUAUUUUGGCAUUCUUUUUCAUAUUGUUUGUUGUAACUGAAACGAAAGGAUUGAGUUUGCAGAAAAUUCAAGAAAAAUUACAAGGACAUUAG